UCUAGAACUCUCACCAUUUUUAAAAUUCAGCGAAAUUCGGGGAGAAAUAUAGGGUUUUUUUUUUUUUUUUUAUAAAUUAUUAUCUAGGUUUGGUUUUUGGAGAAAUUUUGGUUUUUCUUUUCUAAUGUUGGUUUGGAUUUCUGGAGAAAAUAGGGUUUCUCGGGGGAUUUUGGGUUAGAUUUUUGGUGAAAUUUAGGAUUUUCUGGUUAUAGGAAUAGAUUUAUUGAGAAAGUAGGGUUUUGUGGAUCUACGGUUAGGAUUUUCUGGAGAAAUUACUGUUUCGUUUGAUCUAGGGUUUGAUUUUAGGAGAAAUUAGGUUGGGGCUCACGUUUUUGAAGAAAAUUGGCUUUUUCUGGGUUCAGGAUUAGGGUUUCUGAUCGAAUUUAGGGUUCUGUUGGUGGCCUAGGGUUUGUAAAUCAUGGGUUUGAUUUUUCUGGAAUCGCUUCCUGGUCCGAAGAUCUUCAAAUGCAAGUGCUGCAAGGCACACUCUGCAUCGCAUGAUGCGAUCAUUUCUAAGGAUUUCCAGGGACGUUAUGGAAGGGCGUAUCUUUUCAGCAAUGUGGUGAACAUUUUUUUUGGACCAAGUGAAGAUCGACAACUCUUAAGUGGAUUACAUACAGUGAAUGACAUAUACUGUUGCUGCUGCCAACAGAUACUGGGUUGGAGAUAUGAGAAGGCUUAUGAACCGGGCGAGAAAUAUAAAGAAGGGAAGUUCAUCCUUGAGAAAGCUAGGGUGUUGAAGGAGGGAUGGUGAUGUCGCACCACAUAUAGGGCAAGGGGAAAAAAGAAGAAAGAAAAGAAACCUUUUGGAGUUAAUCAAUUGGGGUUUUUAUGCUAGCCUCCUCGUAAAAUGUUGAAAUUACUCGAACCCUGGUACAAAAGUGAAAUCAGCAUUUUCUCCUUCCCCUAAAAUGAAAACUACCUAGACCCCCCUGAGCGAGUAAGCAUUGUUAGAUGGACGUCUAGGAGAAAAGCCUGGAGGCGUUUAAUUGGUGAAUUGCGGUACAAAGGCGACACCUGUGUGAAAUCCAAGUCAUCUGCUGAUUGUGGUUCACUGCAAAGGUGCUGUGUCCCAAAGCUAGACUGGUCCACUAAUCAUGGAUCCCAUGUUUAUGUUGGAAAAAGGCAACUAGUGUUUUCUGAUGGCCUAUUUUCCUAAUGCAAGUAUGGCCCACUUAAUGAAAGUGGUUUCCCUGAUGUGUCAUGCCCCCAAUCAUUCGCAACCUAAUGACAGGCCCAGAUUUCGUACAUGCGUGCAUGUGAAAGAGAAAUGGCCACAUGUACAUUGAACAUGCCCUGGCCUAUAAACCAUCGCAGUCAACUUUCUUUAGGUAGGCCACACUUGCAUGGGGAAACUGGAUAGAAUGUGAAUCACAAAUGGCCUGUAUUUACCAUACAAGUGGGGUCCACCUUAUUAGUGGAUCAUUCCAGAUUUUAAGACAAGAAACAAUUGCAUAGGGCCCCAGCUGAUUGAUACAUUGGCCUGUGGUACACACGUGUGCCACAAAUCUACUUUCUAAAAAAUGCCCCGAAUGGAGAGGAAUGAUUAAUUUUAUUUUUGAGAGGGAGUUUUGAGCAAUUUUAUCCUUUUACAAGUAGGUGUGUAAAAACCCCUUAUCAAUUCUAUAGACAACUGAUUGCAUUUAAGUGUUGCAUGUUAACCUUCACAUUGCAAUGUUUUCUUUUGUGCCAACAUGUCACUUGUGUAGAACAUCUUAGCCAUUCCAAAGGUGGUCCACACUAUAACCUGUGGCAGACAUUGGUCCAUUCCACUC
Messenger RNA from Magnolia sinica, 1775 nucleotides. Its product is annotated as putative yippee-like protein Os10g0369500. NCBI's taxonomy places the organism in Eukaryota, Viridiplantae, Streptophyta, Magnoliopsida, Magnoliales, Magnoliaceae. The coding region runs from base 419 to 754 and encodes 111 amino acids. The record is from RefSeq and is a predicted model, not a curated record. The transcript has 4 exons.